UUAAACUAUAUAAAACAUUUUAAUAAUCAAAGGCAUAUCGUUUAAUUAAAAAAAAUAAUAAAUCCAUACGUCACGAGCAGCUGCAACGUCAUAUUUACGCGUCGGUGUUUUUGUAAAAGCCGCCGUACUGCAGCUUCUGAGCUCGCAGACAGCAUCAUGGUGGUGUUUCCGAGUUCACUGACGGAAGAAGAGGAGGCCCUGCAAAAGAAAUAUGCCAAACUGAAGAAAAAGAAAAAGGCGCUGCUUGCCUUGAAGAAGCAAAGUUCCACCAACCAGACAAACCAGAGUGGCUUGAAACGGACGUUGUCGGACCAGCCCGUCGUCGACACUGCAACAGCGACGGAGCAAGCGAAGAUGCUCAUCAAGUCGGGAGCCAUCAGCGCAAUCAAAUCGGAGAACAAGAACUCGGGCUUCAAACGCUCUCGAAUGCUGGAGAUAAAACUCAAGGACCCCGAGAAAGGCCCAGUUCCUGCUUUCCAACCGUUCCAGAGGAGCGUUUCUGCAGAUGAAGAACAACCUGAGUCUGGCAAGAGAGCCCAGAGGAAAUCUCUGUACGAGAGCUUUGUCAGCUCAAGUGACAGAUACCGGGAGGAGGAAGAGGGAGGCAGUAUGCCAUCCAGCCGCGACAUGGACCGAGAUCGAGAUCGAGACCGAGAUCGAGACCGAGACCGUGAACGAGAACGAGAGCGAGAGCGAGAGCCGGACAGGGAGCGGGACAGAGACAGAGAUAGAGACCGGGAACGGGAGAGGGAGAGAGACAGGGGCAGGGAGAGAGAACGAGACCGGGAACGAGAAAGAGACCGAGACCGAAGCAGAGACAGGGAUCGAGAACGAGACAGGGACCGGGAAAGAGACAGAGACGGACCAUUCAGACGGUCGGACUCUUACCCAGAGCGUAGGGGAGUGCGAAAGGGGAACACGGUGUAUGUGUACGGCUCUGGGCUUGUCGAGGACGGCCUGCGCUCUGCCUUCUCUCAACAUGGAAACAUCAUCGACCUCUCCAUGGACAACCCACGCAAUUGUGCAUUUAUCACGUUUGAGAAGAUGGAGUCUGCAGACCAGGCUGUGGCCGAGUUAAAUGGAAGCACGGUGGGAGACGUUCACAUCAAAGUCAGCAUCGCCAGGAAGCAGCCAAUGCUUGACGCCGCCACCGGCAAAUCUGUGUGGGCUUCGCUGGCUGUGCAGAACAGCACCAAAGGCUCCUACAGGGACAAGAGGAACCAGGUCGUGUACAGUGAGGAUAUAUUCUGAUGGGAGAAAAAUAAAUAGUUUUUUGUAUUUUGGCAUAGAGUUUUUUCGUGUUUUGUUUUAAUCAACUGUUACUUAGCUGUCAAAUUUGUUGUUGGAUGAAUACAAAUCUUCUGUUGGAAAAAUAGACGACUGUUUUUCACAUGAUUGUUAUGUGAUGGCAUGUGGCAGCUUUGCUCAAGAUAUUGUUUGGAGCUUAAUAAAAUGGUAUCCAUACACCGUUA
This is a messenger RNA of Scophthalmus maximus (turbot), 1472 nucleotides long. It is a transcript of the gene nelfe, whose product is annotated as negative elongation factor complex member E. Gene Ontology annotation, biological process: negative regulation of transcription elongation by RNA polymerase II. The record is from RefSeq and is a predicted model, not a curated record. The transcript is spliced from 11 exons. Gene Ontology annotation, molecular function: RNA binding. Lineage: Eukaryota; Metazoa; Chordata; Actinopteri; Pleuronectiformes; Scophthalmidae. The coding region runs from base 157 to 1251 and encodes 364 amino acids. Gene Ontology annotation, cellular component: NELF complex.